GGACGCACCCCCUUUCAGCCGCAGCCAAUGGGAGGGUGUUGCUAGGGCGCAGUAACCAAGGAGUCCGUGACUGCGGCUUGCGGCCUACCCGAAACUGAGGCCUGGCCUAGGAGUAGCCAGGUUAUUACCGAUGGAGUGACGAGGCCCAUGGGCUUCAGAACCGAGCGGGAGGAGUCAUGGUCAAACUACGAGCCAAAUGUGUGCUGGCUGGUGACUCCACUGUUGGGAAGAGUGCACUGGUGCAUGCGUUUCGCAGUGAAAGUGCUCACUUUCUGAAGAAUUAUACUCUGACAACUGGAGUGGAAGUCUUUGUUAAUCCGGUACCCAUCCCAGACACUGCUGACUGUGUGGAACUCUUCUUAUUUGAUUCUUCAGGGAAAGAAAUCUUCUAUGACAUGGUGGAAAGCCAGUGGGAGCUUGUGGCUGCCAUUUGUCUUGUGUACGACAUCACCAGUGAGGCGUCCUUUAACAGUUGCACAAAAUGGUUGGAGAGGGCCCGAGCCCAGGCACCCAGUGGCCAGCUGGCAGGAGUUCUUGUGGGCAAUAAGACGGAUUUAGCAGGGAGGCGUACCGUGGAGUACAGCCAGGCACAGGAAUGGGCAGCGGGCCAGGGCUUGGAAUACUUUGAGACCUCUGCGAAAGAGAUGGAGAACUGCGAUGCUCCAUUUCAGAGUCUUGCCAAAGCAUUUCACCGCAUGUAUGAAGAGAAACUGGGACACAUCCAGUCCAUUGUCUGACCCUCUCCCCUCACAGGCAGGCCCUGCAGAGGCCCUGCAUUAUAUCCAAAGACAUCCCUCCCCCCAACUUCAAUCAUGAAGACAUAGCAACUCUUGCUUGUACCAGAGUGUAGUAUUCUGUGUUGACCCCUGUGUUUUCCAUUUCUCCUGUGACCCAUCCUACUCUGGUCUGAGCGGGGCCACACUGUGUCCUUUUAUAUAGCUCUGUUUCCAUGUGUCUGUCUGUCUAUCUGUUCUGCUUCUAAUCUCUGUACAAUAACCCUAGGUAAGGGUGAGGUGAAAUUAGCCAGGCUUCAUACCCUCUCUGUGCCUGUGUCUCUGACACUGUUUCUUUGUCUCUCCUUCUCUCUCUCUCUCUCUCUCUCUCUCUCUCUCUAUAUGCACCAAUUAGUCAAACAGAAGAGGUACCACAUGAUCCACUGCAACACCACAUACACGGUGCUGCAUUUUAAGCAGCAGUUGGGGGUUGUAAAAGCUCCAAGCUUCACCUUGGGUGGGUACUGUUAGGGGUGAGGGUGUGGGGUUAUUGUUACCACUGGGGAAGGGUUUCCUGCGAAGUAAUUCAGCUGAUAUGACAGUGAUUCGGUCUGUGUUCCGUGACCAAUACAGACAUUAGGUUGGCAGGCCACAGCCUUCUCUUUCCCAGGAUCCUGUGGGUCACGGAGUGGAGGGAGAGGACCACAUAUCCAUCAGUUGUUGCAUUGUAUUAGUUUUAAAGCUCCUGCUCGAUUUUGUGGAGUAUCUUUUACACAGCCGUUUUUAUUAAAAAGAAAAUCCACUUCACAA
This is a messenger RNA of Hemiscyllium ocellatum (epaulette shark), 1523 nucleotides long. It is a transcript of the gene ift27, whose product is annotated as intraflagellar transport 27 homolog (Chlamydomonas). Bases 177 to 737 code for a protein of 186 amino acids. The transcript is spliced from 7 exons. Lineage: Eukaryota; Metazoa; Chordata; Chondrichthyes; Orectolobiformes; Hemiscylliidae. Gene Ontology annotation, cellular component: Golgi apparatus. The record is from RefSeq and is a predicted model, not a curated record. Gene Ontology annotation, molecular function: GTPase activity; GTP binding.